Lethenteron reissneri (Far Eastern brook lamprey) is the source of this 3350-nucleotide messenger RNA. RefSeq names its product tenascin-like. Gene Ontology annotation, biological process: regulation of cell adhesion; neuron projection development. NCBI's taxonomy places the organism in Eukaryota, Metazoa, Chordata, Hyperoartia, Petromyzontiformes, Petromyzontidae. Gene Ontology annotation, molecular function: protein binding. The record is from RefSeq and is a predicted model, not a curated record.
UUUAAUAUCAUUUGAAUAUAACAGACAUUUGUUUUCCAGAGGAUGCUGGUUUGGCCUCCCAGCACAGCAGUAAUGGUACCACUUUCUUAAAUCCCCCCCACACCACCUCUAUUCACCGAGCAGUAAAAAUAUGUGCACCCCAGUUUGUCUAUUGGCAGAUUACGUGUGGUGGGGUAAAGUGCGGGUAGUCCCACCAAUUCCAAGGCGUAUGACCAGUAUGGAAAGCUAAAUACCUUCGAGAUAAUCUCUCUAGAGCUCCCGCUGGUGGAAGCCCUAUUUCCAGCAGCGCUCAGAGCAAACAAUUGCAGGGCUGCACUUUCCCCAUCAUUUUCGAGAUUUCGAAAAUCUAGAAAAGUGGCUCGGCUAGAGGGAACCUCGAACCUUUUUUGUGGGCUAAACGCAAGAGCGGCAUUCAUAGUAAUUUUGCUGAUGUCAUUUCAUUCGCAGGCUCAGUACGAUUCUUCUUCAUUUCGACACAUCAGAUAAGAAGAACCGCACGAGACUCCAGUGCAACUCCUUGCCAGGCUUACCGUCACCACCGCACCUCCUCACCCGCCCCCCCUCCAUGCGCCGUCGAGCGACCAGCUCGGCCGGCGCCAUGGCCCUCCUUCCAAAGACUCCAUCGCUGCUGGCCGCCAUCGUUUUGCUGGCACUUGCAGCCAGCACGUCGGCCGCCAGCCUGACGGUGGAGACGCACCGGCACGAGCCGGGCAGCGUCGGCGCUGCCCCACACGACUUGCCGCACCGCAACCUGACGUUGGGCGGCGGCUCGGACGAGCAGCAGCUGCAGCCCAUCGUCUUCCACCACGUGUACAACAUCAAUGUCCCGCCGGGAUCGCUGUGUGCUGUCGACCUGGACGCUGGCCCCCCCGACGGCGCUGGCUUCGACUCCAGGUCUGUGGUCGGCAGCGGUAGCGGCGACGGCGACAUCGGCGGCGGCGAGUCAGACCUGGGCACCUUCACGCAGAAGACGCACGAGACGGGCGGCCAGGUGGUGUUCACGCACCGCAUCAGCAUCCCCAAGCGGGCGUGCGGGUGCAGCACGGAGGGGCUUCCCGACCUGCGGGAGCUCGUGCGGCGCGUGGAGCUCAUGGAGCAGGAGAUCUCGUCGCUGCGCCAGCAGUGCUCCUCUGCCGCGUGCUGCGGGGCAGCGCCCGGAGCCGUAGGUGGCACAGACAUCGCGUCGCCCUGCAACGGGCACGGCACCUUCAGCACCGAGUCGUGCGGCUGCGUCUGCGACAAGGGCUGGACGGGCAAGACGUGCUCCCAGCCGGCGUGCCCCAGCGACUGCGGCGGGCGCGGCACCUGCGUGGACGGCGUCUGCGACUGCGAGGAGGGCUUCGGCGGUCCCGACUGCGGGCAGGCCACCUGCCUCAACGACUGCAGCAACCGCGGCGUGUGCGUCAACGGCGUCUGCGUCUGCGAGCGGGGCUUCGUGGGCGCCGACUGCUCCCAGCCGGGCUGCCCCAACGACUGCAACGGCAGGGGCCGCUGCGUCGACGGCAAGUGCUUGUGCGCCCGGGGCUUUUCGGGAGAGGACUGCCGCGAGUCGCGGUGCCCCAACAACUGCAACAACCGCGGCCGCUGCGUCAACGGACGGUGCGUCUGCCAGAGGGGCUAUGGCGGCGAGGACUGUGGCGAGGGGGGAGCGUGUGCCAACGACUGCAGCGACCACGGGAAGUGCGUGGCCGGGAGGUGCGUGUGCGAGCCGGGGUUCACCGGCCCCGAGUGCAGCGUGCUCAGCUGCCCCAACGACUGCAACGGGCACGGCUUCUGCGACAACGGCAUCUGCGUCUGCGACAAAGGCUUCGUCGGGGAGGACUGCAGCACGCCUUUCAUCGGCCCCAAAGAAAUGUCCUUCAAUUACAUCACGGAGUCUUCAGUGCAGGUGGGGUGGGCAGCUCUACCCUUCCCCGUCGAGAGCUGGGAGAUCACGUUCACGUCCGAGGACACCCCAGACGGACUUCUGUCGACGCUGAGCAGCACCGAGACGAGCCACACGCAGACCGGUCUGGAGCCUGGCGUCAAGUACGACGUCUCCCUGGUGGCCAUCAAGGACAACAAGAAGAGUCAACCCACCACGUCCUUCUUCAGCACCUUGAUCGACAGCCCCAAGGAUCUCAAGGUGGAGGACGUGAAGGACACCACGGCGCAGCUGUCCUGGACCUCUCCGUCCGCCUUGGUGGACGGCCUCGUGCUCACCUACGGCCCGACCAGACCAGGCGCUCGCAAGACGGAGGUGCCGCUGCAGCCCACGGUGACGGACCACGCGCUGCAGGGCCUGCGCCCGGGCGUGCAUUACACCGUCACCCUGCACUCCGUUCGCGGCCCCCAGAUGAGCGACAAGCAGAUCCAGAGCUUCGUCACCGGGUACCAAACAACCGAUUUGGAUACAAAAGAAUAUCUCCCAGAGAGGCCGGUGAUAACUCCCACUGCAAGUCCAGUUGAUUCGCUGAAAGAGCUGCAGAUUUACGACGUCAAGCCGCACAGCAUGACGGUUUCGUGGGCGACCAUGCCCGACAUCUACAACCACUUUGUCGUGCAAUACAAACCGUACGGAAGCACCGAACUGCCCUCGGAAUAUUCCGUGCGCGGCAAUGUGACAACCAUUGCCCUCAAAGAGCUCCGCGAAAACACAGAGUAUGAGAUCUCUCUUGUGGCGUCGAGGGGACGGAAGGUUUACAAGCCUCUGAAGGCCAGGGUGACCACAGGUAUGAAUGGCCUUGCUGGAAUAUUCCAUCCCAUCUGCAAAUUUGUACUAACGCCAUUUCCAUUUGCUUCACAGGAAACAUUCCAAGGGUUAACGCUUGCAUAUAUAUACAAUACCUUGACAUCUUUUUCCAUUCCUUUUCAGGGAAUAUUAACUGAAAAAAAAACAUCCAUCGCUGCACCAUCUCUCUGCUUUCAUGACUUGCGUGGCAGUAUAUCUUUGCUGGAGGUAUCAGCAGUAUUUGCUUGCAGAUAAGCUUCACGUUUUCCAUAACCACUUUCGGUAAUUCAUUCCUAUCGCACACACCUUUGCACCAUUAAUACAAUUGUCUUCAAAAUUAUUGUCAAAAAAACUUCGUACGAAUAUAAAACAGUGGCAUGGCUACACAUUAACAUCACCAAAAAUAUGUUACGGCGAGACAUAAUUUAUUUCUAACAUGUUUUGUACAUUUUGUUGUAAAAUCGUAUUUGUCAAGUAUUAUUUAAUUUAAACGUGAAAAGUGAAUGCGUGGUAAGUCAAUGUUCUAUAAGUGAUGAAAACUAACCGUUCAAUGUUUUUUGGUAGAAAAAGAAUUGAAACCCAUUGCUGAGACCACAACAGAGUCACCCGUUGAUAAGGAACUCUAUACCACUGGGAUGUG